Messenger RNA from Effrenium voratum, 282 nucleotides. NCBI's taxonomy places the organism in Eukaryota, Dinophyceae, Suessiales, Symbiodiniaceae. The record is from the annotation of a GenBank genome assembly.
AUGUUGAAGAUGGCUGGGACGCCCUUCUCGCUUGACGGGUCCUUCUUUCCGGCCUUGGCUGCGGCCAUCGAGCAGCUGCCGUUACACACAUUGCACUUGGAGAAGAACUCCAUUGGCGAGUCUGGCGCGCACGCACUGGUGAAAGGACUGCAGCACAAGUCCCUGGAAUCUGUACACAUCCAAGACAAUUGCAUCGAUGGGCCAGGCUGUGAGGCUUUGCAGCAGCUGCGGAUCAAAGAUUUGCGAUGUGAAGAUCAGCAAGACAGGUCAUUGACUAGAUGA